Molecule: messenger RNA, 1095 nt
Organism: Jatropha curcas
Lineage: Eukaryota; Viridiplantae; Streptophyta; Magnoliopsida; Malpighiales; Euphorbiaceae
Product: classical AGP protein
Biological process (GO): positive regulation of DNA-templated transcription
Cellular component (GO): nucleus
Molecular function (GO): transcription coactivator activity; chromatin DNA binding
Source: RefSeq, a predicted model, not a curated record
CCCGGUGGCAUAAAAACGGAAGCAAGCUAAAGGCUUUGGGCCGGUCUUUUGCUUCUGAGAACAGACACAGCGGGCCAACUCGACCGAAUUGAAUUUCACUUAUUUGAGAAAGUUGGUCUGUAGUCAGUCCAGAAGGUGAUAGAAGUCUCGUUUGUGUCCAAUGAAAGGAAAGUUGAAUUUGCAAUGAAUAAUAAUAUUCACAAAUGAUGAGAAAAUAGCACCACCGAACGAGAUGGCUCUGAACCCUCAACUGUUUCAAAAUGGCUUGCCGGUCCCAUUUACUAAUGAGAUCUUUGUUUUGAGUAGAGAUGGCGUCGAGUUCGAGAUUGAUAAGAUCCCUGGAAGUCAUGGAGGCCACGUCAAAGCUAAGGGAGUAAUCUAUUUGUCUAAUGUACGACUGGUUUUUGUCGCACAUAAACCUGUUGGAGCCUUUACUGCUUUUGAUAUGCCUCUGCUUUAUAUUCAUGGAGAAAAAUUCAACCAACCAAUAUUCUUUUGCAACAAUAUUUCUGGUCUUGUGGAGCCAGUAGUCCCAGAAAAUGAGAAUGGUGCUCUCUACUCCACUCACUCAUUCAAGAUUUUGUUCAAGGAAGGGGGUUGUGGAACCUUCAUUCCAAUUUUUUUCAACUUGAUCUCUUCAGUGAGACAAAAUAAUCAACCUACACCUGGAAUGGGGCCUCAGAUGGAUCCUUUACGAGCAGCUCAGACUCCAGUUGAUGAAAUGAUGAGACAUGCAUAUGUUGAUCCUAAUGAUCCAACAAGAAUAUUCUUACAGCAGCCCACCCCAGAAUCUGAGUUGAGAAGGCGCACAUACCAGUUGUCUCCAGUUGAACGCUCCAUGUGAUAUCUUCUCUAUGGGAUUUAUUUAUCAAAGACUACCUAAAUACAAGCAUACAAAAUGUUAUGUUAUGGAGUGAUUGCUGAUGAUUUACUGUAUAUUUUCUACUUAGUUUUAUCCCUGUUUUUAAUCUCUCUGUCUUGCUCAUGAUGGUGGUACGCAGAUAAACUUUUACGGUGUAAUCAUUCAACACAACAAUUUAUGUACUAUAUGGCUUCUUAAAUAUGAACUAUUGUGGUGAUUUGAUUAGUGUGCUA